Molecule: messenger RNA, 504 nt
Organism: Salvia miltiorrhiza (redroot sage)
Lineage: Eukaryota; Viridiplantae; Streptophyta; Magnoliopsida; Lamiales; Lamiaceae
Exons: 1
Coding region: 1-504 (167 amino acids)
Source: RefSeq, a predicted model, not a curated record
AUGCCUGCACCUCACAAAGCCCUGGUCACGGCAUGGAGACUGCUACGAGAUCGUCUGCCAACCUGCGAUAAUCUAAGGAAGAUGAAGAUCACUUUGGAAGAAGAGAAGCUUCAAUGCUCAUUCUGUCACGAACACAGUGAGUCCUCAAAUCACCUGUUUGCCAUUUGUUCCAGAACGCAAGAGAUGUGGAAUGCCAUACAGAAGUGGCUAGGGGUCUUCACAGCUCGCCCUCGCUCGGUUACUGCGCACUGGAUGAUGUUCUGUUGUUUCGGCAAUGAAAAGAAGAUUAGGAGGUUACUUAAGAUGGUGUGGGUUGGUAGUUGCUGGAUUCUGUGGAAGAAGAGAAACGACAAAAGGUUUGAAGGAAAGAAAUGGACGGUUGAAGAUGUGAUCUUAGAGAUUAAAGCUAGGACUUGGUGUUGGUAUAAAACAUUUGGUAUUUUUGAUAAGGAGAUGAAUUUUUCUGUUUGGAGCUCCGAGGACUUGAUCUCGAGAGUGAUGUAA